UGACUGGAAUGAAAGCCUACUUCGAGAAGAGAACUGGCGGCGGGUUGGAUUUGCACCAAUGAAAUUACCCAAACCGGGACGACUGGGAGGAAAGUCUGGAGACAAUUCACAGCAUUAUCGACCAAGAACUAUUCCCACUUUGAGAAAAAAAUGCUAGUUUGUACUCUCCAAUUUUUCUGUUUGUGCCCUGUUCGUUCGUGUAUGGUAGGCUGUUAAAGAAGAGAUGAGUCUCGGAUACUGAUUGGAGUUGACAAGCCCGCUCCACUACUGUAUCCACACUUUCAACCCCCCUCUCUCUGAAACCAGGAAAUCGUCGAGGUGUGCUUUUCUUUAUCCUGCUUGUGGAUCGUACCCCUUUGUGGGUAUAUGUGUAUUUCGCCAAUAUCGUCGUUUUUUAAUUUUAUUUGUUGCUUUUGAACACAGGGCUAAGCUCUGAAGUAGAAAAAAAAACUGCAUCGGGGAGGAUCUUCACUCUCGCCUAACAAUGAGUGAGUCGAGUAUCUGCCAGGCUCGGGCCACAGUGAUGACCUAUGAUGAUGGGAAUAAGAAGUGGCUACCAGCAGGAACAGGGUCCCAGACCUUCAGCAGGGUCCAGAUCUACCACAAUCCCUCCACCAAUGCCUUCCGAGUGGUGGGACGCAAGAUGCAGACGGAUCAACAGGUGGUAAUUAACUGUCCAAUUGUGAAGGGCCUAAAGUACAACCAGGCCACACCCAAUUUCCACCAGUGGCGCGACGCACGGCAGGUGUGGGGGCUGAACUUUGGCAGUAAGGAGGAUGCAUCUCUCUUUGCCAAUGGAAUGGCCCACGCGCUGGAGGUGCUCAACUCACAGGCAGAUGCAGGUUAUGCUACCCUCCCCCGCCCAAUGUCAAAUGGACCAUCCCCGGAGGAGCUGGAACAGCAGCGAAGGCUGGAGCAGCAGAGGCUUGAGCAGCAGGAGAGAGAGCGUCAAGAGAGAGAAAGACUGGAGUGGGAGAGACUGGAGAGAGAAAGGCAGCAAGCUGCAGCAGUGCCCAUUCCCCCAGCACCACCUUUGGCCCCUGGAGGCCCACCUGCACCCCCAGGCCCCCCUCCCCCACCUGGUCCUCCUCCAUCUGGGCCCCCUCCACCCCCAGGACCCCCUCCCCCAGGACCCUCUGCCCCAGGAUCAGGUCCCCCACCUGCCCCACCACUUCCGUCCUCAGGAGGAGAUGGGGGCCUAGGGGGAGGAGCAGGGGGCCUGGCAGCAGCCUUGGCUGCGGCCAAGCUUCGUAAAGUCCCCAAGCAGGAUGACAGUGGUAGUGGUGCUACUCCUGCAGCACCACUUGCCAAACCUGAACCAAGUAGGCAACCCGAUCAAAGCCGUACCAGUGCUUCCAUUGGUGGUGGUGGUGGUGGAGGCCUGAUGGGUGAGAUGGCAUCCAUCCUAGCACGGAGGAAAAAAAUGGCAGACAGUGGAGCUCCUCCACCUGCUAAGCCAGCAGAAAAUGAUGACUCAGAUUCUCAAGGCCCAAGUGACACAAUUGUAAGAAGACCGUGGGAGAAAUCAGCCACAAUGCCACGGAAUAACUCCAUCUCCAAGACCAUGGACUCCACCUCUUCCUUUCCUCAGAGUCCCAGGGUGAAGUUCACAGGUGGCAGUAAUGAUUCAGGAGGUGGUGAAGAGAGCGAAAUGGAAAGAAUUAAACAAGAGAUUCUUGAUGAGGUGCGGAAGGAGUUACAAAAAGUCAAGGAGGAGAUAAUCGCAGCCUUUGUUGAAGAGUUACAGAAGAGGGGCUCCAUGUAGUUCUGAACAUGGGAUGGACUGGAUGAGGUUACAUUCCUCUGUGGACCUCUCCCCCAUCACCCCCUCCAAUGUCGCAGGGAUUUUUCUACUCCCCCCACACCUACAUACAUGCACAAGCACAUGCAAAACACAGUUAUACAGUACUGCUAGCGUCAGCUCCGAUUACAUCACCUCUUCUCACCUCGUCUUACUUUUCAAUCAUUUCUUGAGAACCACUCCAGAGCACAUAAUCACAGAUUCUGUUGCUCUCUCUUGUCAUUAACAGUUGAAUCUUUCCCCUCAUCUGUCUGCCCCAUAGGAAUCCUGCUUUUACUUCCCCCAGACCAGUGUUUCUACAGGCUUCUUCAGUAUUCAGGGAAAAUCAUAUCAGUUUUACUAGUUACUAUAUUGGCAGAGUACUGACCUGCGACUCUUUUAAGAAUCCUCUUUUCAACUGCCUGGUACAGCAUCAACCACAAACAUUGCCUUUUAAGAAUCACUUUCAGAUAACCCUUGAAACAUAGGCCUACGUUGUCUUUGUCCCACUUUCAUAAGAUGUGGAGACAGGAGGACACCACCAGAUUAUUCAGGGACCCCAUGGUGGAGGGCUUUCGUCCACAGUACACACUUCUCCUUGCAGGCCUGGUGCAAGAGCUUAUUCUGCCCCACUGCCUUGAAGCAAAGACUACUGCUCCUAACGUGGACUGCUCUGCCAAUGGCCAAAAAAGAGACACUACACAAACUUGAAUUCUACAGACUUGGAGGAGUCAGAGGAGACAUGCAAAGGGAAUGGGAUGGACAACAGCCCAGAAUGCCGUGAGAGAGAAAAGUGCUGUGGCUCUGUGCUAUGGAGGGAAUCCUAGUUUCUCUGCAUUGCACUUGACCUGGAGAAAGUGUAUUUUUUGUGCCACUCAGUAUAAACUCACUCUCUUCUUUACCUUUUGCUCAGAAUGAGACACUAAUUGAUGAUCACUCCAGGUCCUAAACUGUACUUGUAUGCUUUUUCCUUUCUAUUUUAGGUAUGUUUUCUAACUAAAUAAAAAAGGCCAAUGAUUGGCCAUGACCAACUGCCUUGGAUAGUAAACAUAAAUAUAUAUAUAUUUAUAUAUGUAUGGAAAAUAUAUAUAUUUGUUCUGAGGGAAAAUGUAAGCAUCAAUUAAAUGCUGUUUCUUUUUUAAAUGAGGUGAAUGGGAAAUUUCAUUACUGUUAUCUUUUGAAGAGAUGUUAUUUUGGGUUUACUGUUAACUUUUGUUUCUUUUUUCUAUAGAGUAUAAAGGCUUUACACUGAUAUAUAAAGACAACAGCGUAGACACACUGGAUUAGAGAUGCCUUUAAAGUGAAUUACAGCCGCUUCUUGUAAUGCA
Molecule: messenger RNA, 3108 nt
Organism: Esox lucius (northern pike)
Lineage: Eukaryota; Metazoa; Chordata; Actinopteri; Esociformes; Esocidae
Gene: vaspb
Product: vasodilator stimulated phosphoprotein b
Exons: 14
Coding region: 485-1765 (426 amino acids)
Biological process (GO): axon guidance; actin cytoskeleton organization; positive regulation of actin filament polymerization
Molecular function (GO): SH3 domain binding; profilin binding
Source: RefSeq, a predicted model, not a curated record